Carassius gibelio (silver crucian carp) is the source of this 1300-nucleotide messenger RNA. RefSeq names its product ras-related protein Rab-24-like. The record is from RefSeq and is a predicted model, not a curated record. NCBI's taxonomy places the organism in Eukaryota, Metazoa, Chordata, Actinopteri, Cypriniformes, Cyprinidae. Bases 487 to 1095 code for a protein of 202 amino acids. Gene Ontology annotation, molecular function: GTPase activity; GTP binding. The transcript has 9 exons.
GCAAUUAAACGUCAAAGAAGAAUAAGAAGAAAACACACGCACACUAGUUUAUUGCAGCUAGCAAUACACACUACAGUUCCUCAUUGACCGAAUACAUAACACUAGUAAGCCUGUUUACUGUAGUUUUCCCCAUGUAAGCGAGGAAACAUGGCUUGGAAGUUAUCUAGCUCUACUGUAUUUAGUGAAAGCUAAGCUAUUCUCUUCUGUCGUAUUCGGGUGAAAAACGUUCCACACAUCACUUAACGUUUUUGUUUUAUUUUUUUAAACAUGUUCUCAGUUCGAUGUGUCCUGUGAUUCGCUGCUUAUGUGUUUACACGUCAAGUAGUCUUCAGUUUUAUUAUUAUGAGCUUUUGUGGCACACCAGUGUGGAUUGCUAACUGAACCAUUAGCCACCCAGUUUUUGUCUGUUAGUAGUCACUCUGGAACUCUGAAAUCUCGUCAACAGAUACAUCGAGAGCAUAGUUCUUUCUACAAACUCACAUAAUCAUGACUGCCAUGCGGGUGGAUGCUAAGGUGGUCAUGCUUGGCAAAGAGAGUGUGGGUAAAACCAGUCUGGUGGAGAGAUACGUCCAUCGCCGGUUUCUUGUGGGACCAUAUCAAAAUACUAUAGGGGCUGCAUUCGUUGCGAAAGCCCUCAAUGUCGGAGACAAGGUGGUUACUCUGGGAAUAUGGGACACUGCUGGGUCUGAACGCUAUGAAGCAAUGAGCAGAAUUUAUUACAGAGGAGCCCGUGCUGCCGUUGUCUGCUAUGACUUAACUGACAGCAGCAGUUUCGGAAGGGCCAGGUUCUGGGUGAAGGAGUUACAGAACUGUGAAGAGCGCUGCAAGAUAUAUUUGUGCGGCACCAAGGGGGACCUCAUUGAAACCGAUCGAAGUAUGCGCCAAGUAGACUACCAUGAUGUUCAAGACUUUGCAGAUGAAAUAGGUGCACAACAUUUCGAGACCUCCAGCAAAACAGGAAAAAAUGUUGAUGAGGUGUUUCAGAAAGUGGCUGAAGAUUUCAAUAGCUGUGAUUUAGAGUUCAUGCAAGAGGAGAAGGGAGUGGAUCUUGGGAAAAAGAAGGACUCUUAUUUUGACAACUGCUGCCAUAACUGACAUAUCACUGGAAAAAAACUGCUGUAUCAUAUGAUCUGUUUUGGAAUGACUGGAGGCUCACCAUCUUUUAUACUCCUCAAAGCAUCAGCUGGAAUUUUUUGCUCUUUACUUUUAUUCUUUUAUAAUUCUUUUCCCCAGUGUGCAGUAUGUUGAUGGGGUUCUUGGAAAUUAAGAACAUGAAACAUUCCACUUUUUCCUGUUCAAA